UUGGCGAACGGAGCUGGACGAGCCCACGUCACCUCCGCGCUCCUCUCCGCCGCGCUCCGCGCCCGGCUCCGCGCCGCCACGGCGGCAGCGCCGCGAACCUGCCCGGAGGAGCGGCGGCUGCCAGCCCGGCCGAAACUUUUUUUUUUUCCCCUUCUUUUUUUUUCUUUUUUUUUUCCAAGAGGGUGCUGUUUUCUUUUUCUUCUCUUUCGUCCUCUCCCUCUUUUUUUAUUACUAUUAUUAUUUUUUUUUCUUUUAUUUUUUUCGGUGGCGAGUAGAAAGAGCGGGGUGGGGAAAACUGUAUCUUCCAGAUCAGGCUGAGAAAGGGGUGGGGGUGGGGGCUUUAUCUUGGUCUCAGGAUCCUUUCUAGUGCGUCUGACAACCUGGAAGUGUUUGGAGAGAGCAGGAGAGAGAGCGAGAGCGAGCGAGAAGCAGGCAAGCAGGCUUGCAUUGGAUAGAUUUUUUUCUUCCAGGCUGGGUUUUCACAUGCUGAUCCGCAAAUAAAUAAAUAAAAGGAAAUAUGCACACGAGAAGCCUGAUCCCAUUGUAAUUCCCAUUGCAAAGGGGGAAAAUAUACACAUACAUUAUAUAUAUGGAGAUGCAUUGAUUGCAUGGAAUUCAACAAGCAAGUGGGGGAUUCAGCGAAGGAAGCUCGUAACAUGGCGGAUAGCGAGGAAGGCUUUGGGCUCCCGACCACGCCGGCUGACUCGGAGGCCAAAGAGCUCCAGGCUGAAGCCAAGCAGGACACUCAGCUGGGGGCCACCAGCAAGUCCCCCACCUCGCCCCAAGCAGCCUUCACCCAGCAGGGUAUGGAGGGGAUAAAAGUGUUCUUGCACGAACGGGAGCUGUGGCUGAAAUUUCACGAAGUGGGGACGGAGAUGAUCAUAACAAAGGCCGGGAGGCGUAUGUUCCCCAGUUACAAAGUGAAGGUCACUGGACUUAAUCCAAAAACUAAGUACAUACUGUUGAUGGAUAUUGUACCAGCGGAUGACCACAGAUACAAAUUUGCAGAUAAUAAAUGGUCCGUGACGGGGAAGGCAGAGCCGGCCAUGCCCGGGCGGCUGUACGUGCACCCCGAUUCCCCGGCCACCGGUGCCCACUGGAUGAGGCAGCUGGUUUCCUUCCAAAAACUCAAACUCACCAACAACCACCUCGACCCCUUUGGACAUAUCAUCCUGAACUCCAUGCACAAAUACCAGCCCCGGCUCCACAUCGUGAAAGCGGAUGAGAACAACGGCUUUGGCUCCAAGAACACGGCCUUCUGCACCCACGUCUUCCCGGAGACAGCCUUCAUCGCCGUCACCUCCUACCAAAACCACAAGAUCACCCAGUUAAAGAUUGAGAACAACCCCUUUGCGAAAGGCUUCCGCGGCAGCGACGACAUGGAGCUCCACAGGAUGUCCAGGAUGCAGAGUAAAGAGUACCCGGUUGUUCCCAGGAGCACAGUGAGACAAAAAGUGUCCUCGAAUCACAGCCCCUUCAGUGGUGAGACCAGGGUCCUUUCCGCCUCCUCCAACCUGGGCUCCCAGUACCAGUGCGAGAACGGGGUGUCGAGCACCUCCCAGGACCUGCUACCGCCUGCCAACCCCUACCCGAUCUCCCAGGAACACAGCCAGAUCUACCACUGCACCAAGAGAAAAGAUGAGGAAUGUUCCACCACCGAGCAUCCCUACAAGAAGCCCUACAUGGAAACUUCUCCGGCAGAAGAGGAUCCUUUCUACAGGUCCAGUUACCCCCAGCAGCAGGGACUGAACACUUCAUACAGGACUGAAUCAGCCCAGCGCCAAGCAUGUAUGUAUGCCAGCUCCGCUCCCCCCACGGACCCCGUGCCCAGCCUAGAAGACAUCAGCUGUAACACGUGGCCGAGCGUGCCAUCCUACAGCAGUUGCACAGUGUCUGCCAUGCAGCCGAUGGACAGGUUACCCUACCAGCAUUUCUCUGCCCACUUCACCUCGGGGCCACUGAUGCCCCGGCUCAGCAGCGUGGCCAACCAUACCUCCCCCCAAAUAGGAGAUACCCAUAGCAUGUUUCAGCACCAAACCUCGGUUUCUCACCAACCCAUUGUCCGGCAGUGUGGACCUCAAACCGGCAUCCAGUCCCCCCCCAGCAGCUUACAGCCCGCAGAGUUCCUGUAUUCCCACGGCGUGCCUCGAACCCUUUCGCCCCACCAGUACCACUCGGUCCACGGCGUGGGCAUGGUGCCAGAGUGGAGCGAGAACAGCUAACAAGGCGGUCAGGAAAGUGCAAGAGCAUUAGCCAUGGGGGGAAAAAAAAAAAAUGGGAAAAGAAAAAGGAAAAAAAUACCCUGUCGAUAACAAAAGCGAGAGUAUUUUGCAAGACUCCUUUAACUGAAUGUUCACCGAUAGCACUCGAGAGGGACGGACACUGAUUGAAACCACAGAUGAAAUAGUCAGCGGCCUCGGUGUGACUUGCUCCCCCCCGUCCCCCCUUUUUCUUUUGUUUCAAAAGAAAAAUCAACAGAUCGGCACACUUCUCCCCUGCCACGGUCCCCACCCAGUUUGUGUUGUUGCCACCGCCAGCCCUGUGCCCUCAUCCCCCCCCUGCCCUCCUGCUCUUUUUGUUCUCCAAGGGACACCAAACUCCUGCUGCCUUUCUCGACACAGUCAGAGUGCUUGAACGAAAACA
This is a messenger RNA of Aquila chrysaetos chrysaetos, 2643 nucleotides long. RefSeq names its product T-box transcription factor 5 (gene TBX5). NCBI's taxonomy places the organism in Eukaryota, Metazoa, Chordata, Aves, Accipitriformes, Accipitridae. The transcript has 9 exons. Gene Ontology annotation, molecular function: RNA polymerase II cis-regulatory region sequence-specific DNA binding; DNA-binding transcription factor activity, RNA polymerase II-specific. Bases 609 to 2222 code for a protein of 537 amino acids. Gene Ontology annotation, cellular component: nucleus. Gene Ontology annotation, biological process: pattern specification process; regulation of transcription by RNA polymerase II; positive regulation of DNA-templated transcription. The record is from RefSeq and is a predicted model, not a curated record.